AUCCAGCUAUUGAAGUCCCAGACAAGGAAACUACAAAUGUGAAUUUCUGAUUUAAAGAAACACUAAAACAUAAACCGUCAACUGCAACAAAAUGCUUCAAUGCGGGAAUUAUUAUCUGCUUUUAUUUUGCUUUGUGUGGAAAAAUGUUGUCACUUUAACCGAUGAUGCACAUAAAGUAUCUGUCGUUUCAAAUCGCUACAAUACGUACCAAAAAUUCAAGCCGCAAACCAACUUAGCUCCACACCACUUAUCUAAUGAGGCUUCGCAAAACUCGUAUAUUCCCCACGAAUCCCCUUUGUAUACAGUUACUCUGGGAACUGAAUCAUCGGUGGUAACAACUACAAAAUCUCCGCCUGUGGGAUUACACGUAUCUCAUAAUGCUGCAUUGCAUACUGGAAGUGGUAGUGGACAUUCGACUCAUAUAGAGCAACAUUUGCAUAGAAGUUCAUACAACCUGCUAAGUGAAGCCAUGUCGCAGGCAGUCAGCAAUGAAUUCAAUUCAAUUGGAAGUGGCUCUGCAGAUGGUGCUUGCAACCCAGAAGAAUUUGACUGCUAUAAUGGAAAUGUACAGGAUCGUUUUGGCAUGGAGGCGAUUGCCAGCUUGCAUCGUCAACUUGAUGAUGAUGAUAAUGGAAACAUUGAUUUGAGUGAAUCAGAUGAUUUUUUACGGGAAGAACUGAAGUAUGACUCAGGCUAUGAAAAACGGCAAAAGGCGUUUCAUUUUAAUGAUGACAUGCAUAUAUCGGUCAAAGAGCUGUGGGAAGCUUGGCUGAGAUCAGAGGUACAUAACUGGACUAUUGAACAGACUACAGACUGGUUGGCCCAAUCUGUACAGCUUCCACAAUAUGUAGAUCUCUUCAAGUUACAUAAAGUCACUGGUGCCUCUUUGCCAAGGCUAGCUGUGAAUAACUUGCAGUACGUUAGCAAUGUCCUUGGUAUUAAAGAUCCCAUUCAUAAGCAAAAAAUUUCACUAAAAGCAAUGGAUGUAGUGCUCUUUGGGCCACCACGAGAAACCGGCACCCGUUGGAAGGACUAUAUAUUGGUGACCCUGUUGCUAAGCGCCAUUAUCGGUUGUUGGUAUGCUUACCAGCAAAAUAAAAAUGCCAAGCGUCACUUACGUCGUAUGGCACAGGAUAUGGAAGGAUUGCAGAAAGCCGAACAAAGUCUACAGGAGAUGCAGAAGGAGCUGGAACGAGCUAGAAUGGAGCAAGAAAAUGUAGCAACGGAAAAAAUGGAUCUUGAACGGCGUCUUAAAGAGGCCCCCUCUCUGAGCUCAUCAAACUCAGACUUAGAAGUGUUGCAGUUGAAAAAAGAAAUUGAAAUGCUGCGAAAUGAAUUGUCACGGGCCGAGUUCGAAUUGGUUGAUAACUGCUGGGCCCCACCUCCGCAGCUUCAAUCAUGGCUGCAAUACACAUAUGAAUUAGAAAGUAAGAAUCAUCAAAAAAAGCGUGCUUCUGCAGAGAAACAGCUUCAGUCAGCAAGAGAGGCAUGUGAAAAAUUGCGCAAAAAACGCUCGAGUUUGGUUGGAGCAUUUGUGUCUACUCACGGGAAAAGUAUUGAUGACGUUGAUCGUUCAAUUGUUGAGGCACGCAAUGCCCUAGGAGAAGUAACAAACGAACUACAAGAACGCCUGCAUCGCUGGAAACAAAUCGAGACGUGCCUUGGAAUAAACAUUGUUAAUAACAAUGGAUUGUCGUAUUUGGAAAAUGUACUGUAUGGUCGUAAUGGAGGCUUACAAGGUUCGAUUGGUGUAAGUGGUGCAAAAGGCUCAAGAACACGAAUUACUAGCAGUACUGAUGACCUAGAUGACGAGUCUGUGCAAGGUAAGCUGAACUUUGAGAACUUUUCACUGCUCGCAACGGAAUAAACCUGCUGCGUCCGAUUGCCACAGGCAAAACAAUACAGCGCAAACAAACUGACAACUUACAAAAAGUAAGAAACAGACCAGGAUUGCCCUUUAUUUUUCGAGUCUCACUGAAAUUGUUUAGAAAUAAGUGAUUCUAUGUUAAUGAAGGUCUUGUAUUAACGAUUAUGUAUAAAAUUGUAAUAUAAAUUUGUAUCUUAUCAUUGAUGUAGCUAAAAUGGCAUCUAUUAUGUUAUAUACAAACAUUUUUCAAACAGAAGCGAAAAAGGACGUGAUAUACUUUAAACUGUUAUGCACGUAUUGAAUGUACUUACAGAUAAAUAAUUUAUAUUAAUCCAAAUUUGUUACAAAAACUAAA
Molecule: messenger RNA, 2222 nt
Organism: Drosophila persimilis
Lineage: Eukaryota; Metazoa; Arthropoda; Insecta; Diptera; Drosophilidae
Gene: Stim
Product: stromal interaction molecule homolog
Exons: 7
Coding region: 92-1867 (591 amino acids)
Biological process (GO): activation of store-operated calcium channel activity; intracellular calcium ion homeostasis; store-operated calcium entry
Cellular component (GO): plasma membrane; endoplasmic reticulum
Molecular function (GO): calcium ion binding; calcium channel regulator activity; protein binding
Source: RefSeq, a predicted model, not a curated record